This is a messenger RNA of Pogonomyrmex barbatus (red harvester ant), 3416 nucleotides long. RefSeq lists its product as uncharacterized. Gene Ontology annotation, cellular component: beta-catenin destruction complex; catenin complex; cytoplasmic microtubule. Lineage: Eukaryota; Metazoa; Arthropoda; Insecta; Hymenoptera; Formicidae. Gene Ontology annotation, biological process: Wnt signaling pathway; cell fate specification; cell migration. The record is from RefSeq and is a predicted model, not a curated record. Gene Ontology annotation, molecular function: gamma-catenin binding; beta-catenin binding; microtubule binding.
UUAAUACGAAAGAUACUCGAACUAUUUUCACGAUGUUUGUACUGUGAGAUUCGAUUGCAAUAUAAACUUAUACAGGAAGUAGGAAAACUUUUAAUGUGGGAGUGUUAAAAGGUUUAUUGCGGGAAUGGAAUUUAAUUCUCAACGCAUUCAAUAUAUUUUUAUCGAAUUACCACGUGCAACAGUUGAGUUGUAAAUCGCUAGUUACUUCACGUACGUUUUUAUGAUCACUUUCUGUUAAGAGAUCAUGAGUUAGUAUAUUGUAUUUUUUACAAUGCAUCUUAGUUAAUCCCAUUAUCGGAAUUUUCUCGCUGUCAUCAGUAUGGACAUGAACGGCGCAGAGACGUACGACGAAGACCUAAACGAUCAACCAGUGGAUUACAGCAAAAAAUACAUCGAGAGAAACGCUCCGUCGCAAACUCAACGUUUAGCCAACGGCUCGCAAACAAAUCGCGUCUUAAAGAAGGAGUUUGACAAGUGCGACAACAAGGUUGAUUUAUUCAGCGACUAUGCCGAAACCGAUCUCGAUCAGCCCACAGAUUACAGCUUGCGAUAUGCUGAGGACGACACCGACGAGGAAGAGAAACAGAGCGCCGAGUACUUUCAUGGCAGCGAACAAGAAGAUACUGUUAAAACAUAUUGUACAGAGGGAACCCCUUAUGAGACACCUUUCAACUUUUCCACGGCUACUUCUAUGUCGGAUCUCCGAGUUGAAGACAUGAAGGAGAACGAACUUGUGAAAAAGAUACCGAAGAAAACAAUCCAAGUAACUAACAAAAGUCCUGUGUCCUUCAUCAAGCAGACUGAAACUCUUAGUUGCGAUGAACAAGAUAAUCUGAUAACAAAAGAGCUUGAGGAAGAGAAUCCAAAAGAUGAUGUGGUUCUUAAUCCUGGUCAAGUUACUCCAGAAAAGAUAGUAAGUUAUUAUGAGGAGGAGGAAACAUCGCGUGGCUUUUCACGUGCUAAUUCACUUAGUUCUCUGAGUAGUGCAAUGACUCCUCAGAAUAAUAUUACAGGAGUUAUAUCAAAAGAAGAUUUAUCUCCUCCUACAAAUAAAGAAGAAUUGGAGAAUAAUCAUAAUGUUGUAAGAUUGAGUAGUAAUCAAAUAGAAUUAUCUUCGGUAAGCGAUAGUUCUUCUGAGAACAAGAAUAGUCCACGUGUAUUAGAUAAAGAAGGAAAAAUGGUGACAUUUGGUGGUCAAGAUUACUAUGCAGAAGAAACUCCUUUAAUGUUUUCACGUUGUAGUUCUUUGGGCUCUUUAAGUGGAUUUGAACAAUAUUCCAUCCAUGAUGAUCGCAGUUCUGUAAUCAGUGAUUUUAGUCGUAGAACUAGUGGUGUAGUCUCUCCCAGUGAACUGCCAGAUUCACCUACACAAACUGUUUUACCCAGUCCACGUAAUCAUAAAAUUCAAAAUACAGAAUUUAUAUCAAAGAUACAAGAAGAAGCAGUAAGACCAUCAGUUCGACAUUUAUUAUUUCCUAAACAAGACACCAUAAGAAAUAGUGUUUUUGAAGAUGACAUUGCUACUUUUAAGGAAGAAUCGACACCAAUUGAGUUUUCCAGUGCGACCAGUCUAAGCUCUCUUACAAUUGAUGAUGAAGUCAAGAUACCUGACAAUACCAAAACAUAUUGUGCAAUGAAAGAAGUAUUUGAUACAAGUAAUAAAGAUAUUCAUAGACUUGAGACAGAUAUGCUUAAUAUGACAAUAAAUAACUCGGACAGUAAUGUAAAAGAGGAACAAGUAAGUGAUGGUGAUGAAGAUGAUGAGGAUAUGUUGGCUGCUUGUAUUAAUAUGGGAAUGCAAACCAAUAGAUUAGAAUCACAUACAACUCCUGUUAAGCCUGUUGAUACUUCAAAAACAAAUAGAACUGUGAUGGAGAUGAUUACUUCAGACACUGUACACGUGUAUUGUACGGAAGAUACACCUGCUGAUAUUUCUCCAGUAGGAUCUCACUCCAAUCUAUCUGCUCUUUCAAUGCCAAGUGUACAAGAGGAGAUUAUAUGUGAGCAAGACAAAUCAACUGAGAUUGAUUGCCACAGAAAUAAUUUGUUUGAUGAAAAUUCUAAUCUUUCGGGUGAAGAUGAAAAAAUAUUAGAUGAAUGUAUUCAAUCCGGCAUGCCUAAGGCGAGGCAAAUAACUCCACCGCCAACAAAUGGCAUCUCGUUUGUUAAAAAAUCUGAAACACUGCCGCAUAAAUUUAACAUAUAUGGUACACCAUCAUCUUCACCCAUUGAGACAAAUCAUGGAAACAAAAAUUCUAUAUUGAGUCCUAAAUCGCCAAGUGGUGCAUCAUUGAGACAUCCAGACGAAUUUUCUGAUGAUAGUUUGAAUCAUUCAGAUGAUGAUGCAAUUUUGACGGAAUGUAUACAGUCUGCAAUGCCAAAGGCAAGAUUUAGUUUAUCAACCAGAUUACCAUUAACACAAGUUAUGGAAUCUAAAACGAUGAAUAUACAAUCUUCCACUUCAUCAACAUUUUUUCAGCCAAAACAUGUGGAACAAAGGAAAAAUAUAGUGAAAAAGCUUUCAUCUUUUGAAGAUAAUGUUGAGCUUUCUGAAGAAGAGGAAGAUAUUAUGUUAGCACAAUGUAUUAGGUCUGGAAUGCCAAAAGCUUUAAAUUCGAUGCCAUCAACAUCAGUGGCAUCUAUAGCCAAAAAAUCUGAAACAUCAUUGAAAGCUACGGGCAAUUUCUCUACUCCUUCGUCUUCAUGCUUUACGAACAAGGCUCAUUUUCCUAGAAACACUAUGCAAUAUUCAUCAUCAUAUAAAUCUAUGAAUAUUAAUAACACAGCGGAUAUGCGUUUUGCCAAAAACGUACCUAGCAAUUUUAACUAUUUUCCUGAGAAAGCAACGAGCAGUAAUGUAGCACAGACCGGUCAGAUGUUAAAAAACUCUGAUAACAUUACGCGCGAAAGAAUAAACAAUUCACCGCAUUGCGCUCGAAGAUCACCGCUUCGUCAUACGGAGAAUCGGAACAAUAUUACCGUUGAUAAUUUUUGUAUGCCCUUGCGAUCUCGCGUUGUAAAAUGUGUGCCGACUUUUAAUAGGAUCGAAAACGACGACGAUUACACAUGUAAAAAUCAUAAUACGAUAAAAUCUAACACGAUGCCUUCGCGCCAUAGUUCGAUAAGUUCUCUCAAUGAAGAAAGUUCACUUAUUUCGACGGAAGAAUGGGCUCUACUAGAGUUGUGCAUAACUUCCGGUAGAAACAAGUGUCGUCUUAAGGGAACAAAGCCUAAUGAGAGUACAAUUUCAAAUGGUCACGACGACUGUGAACCAAUACCGGAGGACAAUUAUUCGGUGUGCAGUUAUAAUUCUUAUGUAUGUAAAACAUAACACAUGCAGAUGCGCGUGUUAUAUUACACUUUCUCUUUCUUCCUCUGUUUGACAAUUUGUAUAUAUAACAUUAAAGACUGGUAUU